UUGCUUUGUCUUUUGCCUGAACAAUCAGAGACAGACAUCCAUUCAUCCAUCCCAAAAAGUAAAACAAAACAAAACAAACAGAGAGAUCAUCGAUAAGCGACAAAAACACACACACUCUCCCGUUCGUGCGCGGUUGUAUUUUGAAUCCAUUCGAACGAACAUCUUUCUUUGGAUCCAUCCCCCGUGUAUAGUUACUGAUCUCUACGUACUUUUUUUACCCUAAUUAAUAAUUGGAUCCGGCGGCGGCAGCGGCAUUGUGUUGUUGUUGUUGUUGUUGUGGUGAUUUAGAUUGAAUUGGAUGGCGAGAAUGCGAGGAGGAGGAGGAGGAGGAGGAGGUGAAGAGAGUGGAGGAGGAGGAGAACAGAGAGAGAGAGAUCCGAAGCACUCUGGUUUGGUAAGAUUGGUACAAAUAGUAACGAUGUUGGUUGUUUUUGCUGGCGGUGUCGUCAUCGGUUUAACAACCACUUCUCACAUUCACUACUUCAAUACUAAUUAUAAUAAUAACAAUAACUACCUUCAUUUCAUUUCCCAACAACCUUCUUCCACUGCUGGUGUCUUCAAUCACAUUGAUGAUGAUAUUAUUGAUACCCUCCAACAACAACAACCCAACAACUGUAACUGUAAUUGUACAACUAAUAAUAAUAAUGAACCACCUCCAACUCCUUCACCUCUUCCGGUGGUGGUGGUGGAGGAGUAUGAAGAGGAUAUGUUGGAGUCUUUUGUUCAUCCAUCCAACAUCACCCACACCUUAUCUGACGACCAACUUUUCUGGAGGGCUUCCUUGGUUCCCACGAAACAUAACUACCCAUACGCUCGUGUACCCAAACUUGCUUUCAUGUUCCUUACUAGGGGACCUUUGCCCUUGUUGCCUCUCUGGGAGAGAUUCUUUCAAGGCCACUCCCAUCUCUUCAACAUUUAUAUCCACGCUCCUCCUGGUUACCUUCUCAACGUCUCUCAUUCUUCCCCAUUUUAUCGACGCAACAUUCCAAGUCAGGUUGUUUCCUGGGGAACAGUUACACUGGCCGAUGCUGAGAGGCGGCUUCUAGCAAAUGCACUGCUGGACUUUUCAAAUGAGCGAUUUGUUCUCCUCUCAGAGAGUUGCAUCCCUGUCUACAACUUCCCUACUGUUUACAGAUAUCUCAUUGAUUCUGCACACAGCUUUGUUGAGUCAUAUGAUGAUCCUUCCCGUUACGGUCGAGGCCGCUACAGCCGCAAUAUGCUACCUGAUAUUCAGCUUAAACACUGGCGCAAAGGCUCUCAAUGGUUUGAACUCAACCGUGCUCUAGCUGUUUAUAUAGUCUCUGACACCCAAUACUUUUCCCUCUUCCGUAAAUACUGUAAGCCUGCUUGCUACCCAGACGAACACUACAUUCCAACCUUCCUUAAUAUGUUCCAUGGUUCUCUUAAUUCAAACAGAACAGUCACAUGGGUCGACUGGUCAAUGCUUGGUCCUCAUCCGGCAACCUACGGGAGGGAUAAUAUAACCGUCAGUUUUAUACAGGCUAUAAGGAACAAUGGAUCCCUUUGUCGAUAUAACUCAGAUAUGACUUCCAUUUGUUACCUCUUUGCUCGCAAGUUUGAUCCCAGUGCAUUGGAGCCGUUGCUUAACCUCUCUUCAGAAGUCAUGAACUUUUAAUUUUCUCUAUUCAUUUAUAACUCGUUCUUUUAGUUGUAGUCCCUAGAUUGCGGUAGUGGAUUAUUUCACAACUUCAGUAACAAUUCAUUUUGCAUUGGUAGAGAUAUCUGUACAGGUAUUGUUAGAGAAUUUGGGUUCUCUGCUAGAGAUUAUCAUAUUGUUGCAGAAAUUAACUGCAUUUUAUUCCUUCCAAGAAGGAAUCUAUCAAUACAGAAAUUUUAUAUUUUCACCAA
Trifolium pratense (red clover) is the source of this 1869-nucleotide messenger RNA. RefSeq names its product glycosyltransferase BC10-like. Bases 299 to 1636 code for a protein of 445 amino acids. Gene Ontology annotation, molecular function: glycosyltransferase activity. NCBI's taxonomy places the organism in Eukaryota, Viridiplantae, Streptophyta, Magnoliopsida, Fabales, Fabaceae. The record is from RefSeq and is a predicted model, not a curated record. Gene Ontology annotation, cellular component: membrane. The transcript has 2 exons.